CGACCCGGCGAAGAAUCAAGCAUCUAUCAAUGCGACUAACACAAUUUUCGGCGCGAAACGACUAAUCGGACGAGCGUUCGACGACGUCGGCUUGCAAAUGGACCUCCGCCAUUUCCCUUUCUCCGUCACCAACGACAACGGAUGAAGGAGUUGGCGGAACAGUAUUUGGGUUGCAAAGUGAAUAAGGCCGUGGUCACAGUGCCGGCGUAUUUUAGCGACUCGCAGCGGCAGGCCACUAGAGUAGCGGGGAACAUCGCUGGGUUAGAAAUUAUACGGAUUAUAAACGAACCGACGGCCGCCGCGCUCGCUUAUGGCCUCAGCAAGAACUUGAAAGGAGAUCGUAACAUUUUGGUUUACGACUUAGGAGGAGGCACAUUCGACGUAUCGAUUUUAAACGUCGGUGGAGGUUCAGUUUACGAAGUCAAAGCCACUGCUGGCAAUUCCAGAUUGGGUGGAGAAGACUUUGAUAAUCGAAUCGUGGCGUACUUUUUAGAAGAUUUCAAAAAACGUUUCGGCAAAGAGGUGAAAAGUGCCCGAGCUUUGCGGAGACUUAAAUUCGCCGCCGAAAAGGCCAAACGGUGUCUUACGUCCGCUACUGAGGCGGUGAUUCAAGUGGAGUCUCUCAAGGAUUCUAUAGACUACACUGGGAGACUCAAACGCGUUUUAUUCGAACAGUUGUGCUCAGAUUUGUUCCAAGACACAUUGGAUUUAGUUGAUCAAGCAUUGAUGGAUGCUGGUAUGACUAAAACUGAUGUAAACGAUGUCAUUCUAGUCGGUGGGAGCACAAAAAUACCAAAGAUUAAGAAAAUGCUUCACGAUUACUUUGGUAAUAAGAAUAUUAUAUGUUCAAUUAACCCAGAUGAGGCUAUAGCGUGUGGUGCAGCUAUCCAAGCAGCCAUUUUGUCUGGAGAGAAAAGCAACAAAAUCAAAGAUCUCUUAUUAAUAGACGUUGUGCCAUUGUCUUUGGGCUUAGAGACUGUUAGAGGCUUAAUGUACAAAGUCAUCGAACGCAAUACACCAAUCCCUUGUCGAUACACUAAAGAGAUAACUACUCUAGAAGAUUACCAGAGUAGUAUGACUAUAGAAGUUUUUGAAGGCGAGAGAAGUCUGACGAAAGACAACCAUUUAUUAGGCGUUUUCGAACUGCGAAACAUACCACCGGUUCCUCGAGGUGUAGCUAAAAUAGAUGUCAUUUUCGACAUCGAUACAAACGGUAUUUUGACUGCUUCAGCGAAAGAUAAAAGCACAGGAAACUGUAAAAGUAUAACAAUAGAUACAAUGAAUAGAAUGUCGCAACAGGAGAUCAGCAAGAUGAUUUCUAACGCAGAGAAGUUUCGAGAAGAAGACAUAGAGAAUAAACUGCGUUUAGAAGUCAGGAAUCAGUUGGAGACGUACAUUUAUAAUGUUAAAAGAUCAGUUGUUGAGAAUCUAGAAGGUUUGAGUGGGGUUGAAUGUGCUGAUAUGAUUGGAGAAUGUAAGACAGCUAUUGCCUGGCUUGACGAUAACCCUGAUUGUCUUAGAGAAGAGUAUGAAAGGAAGAUGUCGGAAUUACUCAGAAGUUGGUCCUCUAAUAUAAGGAGAAUAGAUCACGCUUCUUAUAGAAUCAAGAGACAAAGAAGCGAUGGUAAUGAACAAACCGCUAGUAUAGAAGAAGUGGCAAAUGAACUUUAAGUUGUUCAUAAAAAAAACAAAUUAAAAUAAAAUAAAAGACAUAAUAUCUAGAUGUAUGGUGGGAUUGUUCUUAUAGUUAUAAAGUUGACUUGGCAACUAAAUUGGUGUAUUUUAAACGUUAUCGAUGUUAAAUUAGUAUUAGAUGGUAAAAGUUUCUAUAAUAAGUGUUCGUUGUGGACUACGGAACUCUAAAAACUGGAAUGCAGUAAGGAGAUAUUUCAAUAAAUACACCAAAUUGAAUUUUGCUGCAAAAUAACAGAAAGCCGCGUAUGUAUGGAAAACAACGCCAUCUAUUGACAAUGUCCGGAACUUACCGCACAAAACAAAUUACAUUUUAUAUUUUAAAUGUUUAAUUGAUUAAUAAAUGUCUACCUCAUAAAGUGUUUAAUUAAUAAAGUGUACUAACAAUGUGUGUUUUAUUACAACUUUAUUUUUAUUUAUUAAUUUGUUGUGAAAAUGCUGGAGCAUGGUUUCAAAAGCAAAGCUGUAAUCUGAUUUUUUUUAUCUUUAAUUAUAAAAGUUAAGUUUCACUAACCCUCAUUGAAUUAUCUAAUUGCAAAAAUUAAAUACUG
Bicyclus anynana (squinting bush brown) is the source of this 2243-nucleotide messenger RNA. Its product is annotated as heat shock protein 68-like. Gene Ontology annotation, cellular component: cytoplasm. Gene Ontology annotation, molecular function: misfolded protein binding; heat shock protein binding; ATP-dependent protein folding chaperone. The record is from RefSeq and is a predicted model, not a curated record. The transcript has 3 exons. Bases 142 to 1671 code for a protein of 509 amino acids. NCBI's taxonomy places the organism in Eukaryota, Metazoa, Arthropoda, Insecta, Lepidoptera, Nymphalidae. Gene Ontology annotation, biological process: cellular response to unfolded protein; protein refolding.